GACAAGACCCAGGUGGCGCUAGAAGCCCAUCUUUGUCGACAGAGAGAAGAAAGGGGAAAAGCCUCGCGGCCCUCGCGUGAUUCGUGACUUUAUUUCGGGACGGAUUUACAGCAACUAAAUUGACAUCAGGAAGCUCAACGGUUAUUCAAUCAUCAUGACUUCUUCCACGACUUCCUCCUCCUGGUUUUGCGAUGCUCGCCAUCCGGCUCGUCGUUUUCACCUUUCACUCGGUUCGAUCGCAGCGCCAUUACAAAAGCAACCAUCAAGCCGAUCCAGAAGACAGCAAUCAUAUCGGCUACUAUUUACAAUGCGCAACGACGAUCACGCAACAUCAGCUAUUAGCCGGCUUCUUCAUUAAAGUGCUUUGCACGCUAAACGCGAUUGCCACCAAAUCAAACGCGACCGCCAUCCAAGCAAUCAUCAACGUCGACACCGUGUUAUGGCCCUUGUGGACCACGCUUGCUGUCUGCAUUGACGACACUGUUCUUCGAUAUCGCGAUCCGGGCCAUCGCGGCAUUGAUAGUCAAACUUCACGAAUCGAUCGCUGCCGAUUUUGCCGAAAUCCGACAACAAGCGUUGACUUUUGGUGCUGCUGUCUCCGAAGAGAAGGUGGACGGCGAAGGGACCUAGACUGGACCAGCGUCUAAGCCGACUCCUUACUCUGGCCUCUUUGGACAGACCUCUUUCACCAUCUUCAUCGACAGAGUUUUCAUCAACACAAUCCUCUUCACCUUCGGUUUCCAGGAACAACGCACGCCUGGCCCCGCCAGCCAACUUUCAACCAUUAUCGGCAAAACACUGCAAUGCAUACUCUAACUGAUAUCAAGUCUCACAGCAUCAUCAGCAAAACACCACGGGUCUCAAAACAACAUGG
This is a messenger RNA of Neurospora tetraspora, 874 nucleotides long. RefSeq lists its product as uncharacterized. The coding region runs from base 192 to 647 and encodes 151 amino acids. The record is from RefSeq and is a predicted model, not a curated record. The transcript is spliced from 4 exons. Lineage: Eukaryota; Fungi; Ascomycota; Sordariomycetes; Sordariales; Sordariaceae.